UAGCACUAACAAUAUUACCAGGUGUACAACACAUUAGGAUGGCUUCAUUUGUUGGAACAGUUAGGGGUGGUCUGACAACCAUAACUGUUGCUUUGCUAAUUGUAAUGUUUUGUAAUUAUUUAAAUAGUCAAUUUCGACCAAAUGAGCUUCAUGUACUGUCAGCGAAACGGGAGUGGGAUCUGUUUCUUGAUAGCGGGCUCCUCUCUGAAAAACAAACCUCUAGUACACAGGACAGUUUUAUUCAAUCAGAUUUUGUCAUCAAAAAAAUAUCUGACUUGGUUUCUGUGGAUACAACGCCCAAGUCAAGAAAACAAGAGGAGGUUGUUGGGUUUAACAAACAAGAUGAUUUAUCUGGAAAUUUUACAUUUGUGUUAAACGAAUUAAUGGCGGCCAUCCAAGUUCAUAACUUCUACACAAGCUUGUGGGGUUGUAAUGCUCUUCAGCAUCCUCAGGUAAAAGAUGUUCUCUAUGAGACAAAGCAUAACUUCGCAUACAUAGCGGAGAUAAAAGAUUUGGUGAUAGUCCAAAUUGCUAAAGCAGACGUAGAUGAGCUGAUAACAGCUAAAUGCGGUUCUUCUGAUGCUGAUAAUAGUAAAAAUGACCUAGACCGAUGUUUUUUAUUAAAGAACAAAAAGAUUCUUCAAGAAGCUGUUGUUUUGAUGCAAAUUUCACUUCGAAAUAUUGCAAACUUGAUUGGCCUAUGUGUGGAGCGUACAGAAAAAAGUAAACGUCCUGUUUUAUCUUCAGCUGGUGUGGUAUUGAUAAAAGAGUUUGGGACUCCCGUCAAAAUGGAACAAUUAAAAUUGUCAUCUUGGAUGGACAGAUUAAAGAUAUGUUAUGACCUGAUGAACUUAGUCCACCACUUUUCCAAUGUUCCUGUUGGAAGCAUAAGGCUGGAAAGUUGGAGUCCAAGUAACUUUGUUGUCACCCAGCAAGGAAUUAUUAAGCUGACAAAUUUUGACCAAAGCCUAACACGGAAUGAACCAUUUUGCCAAUCUGAUAAUGAUUGUUUAGUGAAUGGUAUUAGUUGUCGCAUUAGUUGCCAAGCCAACCGAUGUGUUGGUUACAACAGCAAGAAAAAUCUGUAUGAAGUAAAUAAGUCGUUUUUGUCCCAAUUACUUAGACACAAUGUACCAGCUGAGCAUUCAGAUAUGAUAUUUAACACCAUAUUGGCGGGUGUUAACUCCUUAAAACUCACGGCCAAGGAAGUAGCAUCCGCUAUGCAAGUGAUACUUCCUCAUUCUCCACCAUCAUUCAAACUCAUUAAUUCAAUUAAGAAUGAGAAAUAUAACGAUAAUCCAGCGAUUCUUAGCAUGAAGAAACUGCCUGAUGGGUCACAGGUUGAUUCUUGGGAAAACCAUGAGUCACAAGUUUCCAUCAACGAAGUUCCUGGCCAGUUUAACCAGGCCAAUAUGAUUGAAAAGCAAAUGCGUGUACUACAGCCUGAACAACCACAACAGAAUGGAAAUGCACCUGAUGAUUUUCAUAAGAUUGAUGAUGCUGAUUUUCCAGGUCGUUAUGAUUAUUACUGUCCAAGAAGUAAAGCCGAGUGGGGGUGUGUUAUGUCACUUAAAACAGUGGAUGAGGCGAGACAAAAAUGUCUGGAUGAUCCGAAAUGCAAAGCAUUUGUUACAAUACCACAUCUCAGAAAAGAAGGGUGGAUUAUAGCAAUCCUGAAAUCAGAUAACUCGCAACCUGUUGACCAUGCCGGCACCACUGUGUAUAUCCGUAUAGGGGGCACAGGUGGUAAAAGUGACUUUAGAUUGGCAGGACCUGUUCCAACUGUGCAAAAGAAUGUAAUUCGUGAGGAUUGUUUAAGGGACAUCAUUGAAGCGCAGGUGGCAACUAGGAGUCAUUACGAAAAUGCAUUGAUGUCAUCUCUGGGUUGGAAAGACUUUUCUGAACAGCAGUUCCAGGAUAUUAUACAAAAGAGCCGAGUUGAAGACGCUUCCACAUUUAAACCUGCACGAGGGAAGUUGGCCAAUGGUGGACAAAUGAAUAUUAAUCUUAAUUAUGAAUCUUCAGUAAGACCAGCACUAUUUCUUGCCAAAGCUGGCCCAGAAGAAUUUCAUGCUGUGCAGAUGGCAGUAUAUAAUCUUGACCGAACUUUAGGUUUGUAUAAAACUGGUGUUUCUUGUGAAAGACGACUGGAUGAAACGGAGUUAGCUAAGGCCGGUUUUCCAGUUGACCUUGGAGGAAACCGGUUUGAUAAUUUCAGACCCUUGAAACAACCUGAUAACUCAUUAACUGGAGUUAUUGUGCCGAAAAUUGUAUCCCGUAUCACUGUGGAGCAUUACAUCUCUGUACCUCGUCUUACCAGCAUUACCAGUGCCGUAACUCCAUUCAGCAGAAAACAAUGGGAUGACUUGGAGUAUUUGUUGCUAGGAUUUUUAGCAGCUGUCCCGGUCCCAACUAAAGGACAUCAGAGCAUAAAGGGCCACUUGGUGCAUGUAAAAACUGAUGAAGCAUUCUCUCAUAACAACAAUGAAUAUUUAUCUUUUCUUUACAAUUGCCAAUUUCCUGCUCAUGUAAUAGAAACGCUGCAGUUUAGUCGAUCUCAUAAUUGUGACCUGGCAGGUGAAAUUACUCCCCCAGGAGGGGAUGUUUAUCACAAAGUGAAAGGUAUACUGGAUCAAAAUGUUGAUCAGCUGUUACAACUUGUUGAUCAAUGCAUUAACAAGUUUGGGGAAUCUCUUGUGCUGUACAACUCUGUACUAAAGUAAAUAAACCUGGUUAAAGGAUACUAUAAUCAUGUUUUAUGAACAUUAUGCAGUUACCUUUUUGUUGUUAUAUUUAUGCUAUCUCAGUGCCAGUAUAUUAGGAGUCAAUAUGUUAUGUAAUCUGUGUAUAGGUGGUUAAGGUACAAACAUUAUUAGCCCACUUCAAUUUAUAUAAUUGUGACUUGCCAGUUUGAUAAUUUCUAAACACUUAUUUUUAAAGCCCAUUCAAAAUAGGCCUAAUUAACAAAUCUGUAGUUUUGCUUUAACAUUAUUGUCAUGCUUUUUCUCCCAUAUUUCAUGUUUUCCCUUGGACUUAAUUUUUAUUAAUUACAUUCUAAUUUUUUAUACUCCGUUGUUUUUGUGGUGGCUGUGUAUUUUUUGUACAACUUUCAUAUUAGCAGGCAGCUGUAACUUGUAAGCACCUGUGCUGUAAAUAUUGGUGCACCUAAUUAAAAUGAACUUAUAUUUUUAAAAUCAUCUUUCAUCUAACAAAUCUAUUUUCUUUGUAUGAAUUUGGCAUUUUUAUUCUUUGUAUGAAUGUCAAUUACCUUACAGCACAUAAAACUCUAGUUUAUGUCAAACAAACCAAGUAGUGAACUUGUACUGGUUAUAUUGUACUUAUUAUCUUCAUCUAUUUAUGCACUUCCCAUGACAUUUUAUUCUCUGUAGA
This is a messenger RNA of Ciona intestinalis (vase tunicate), 3390 nucleotides long. RefSeq lists its product as uncharacterized. Gene Ontology annotation, molecular function: non-membrane spanning protein tyrosine kinase activity. The record is from RefSeq and is a predicted model, not a curated record. Lineage: Eukaryota; Metazoa; Chordata; Ascidiacea; Phlebobranchia; Cionidae. Gene Ontology annotation, cellular component: extracellular region. Gene Ontology annotation, biological process: peptidyl-tyrosine phosphorylation; skeletal system development.